CCUCGGUCCAGCCCUCAGGUUCCAGUAAAGCCCUGCGGUCCUGCCGCCUUGCGGUACUCUUUGCUGGCUCUCCACCCUCACUCGACCUCUUCGGCGAGAUAGCUUCUCAAGACAUGGCUGCCCAGUGUGUCACAAAGGUGGAACUAAAUGUUUCCUGUAACCACCUUUUGGAUGCAGAUGUAACAUCAAAGUCGGACCCUUUAUGUGUAUUGUUUUUGAACACGAGUGGUCAACAGUGGUAUGAGGUUGAACGGACAGAAAGGAUUAAGAAUUCUUUGAAUCCCAAAUUUUCUAAGACAUUUGUUAUUGACUACUACUUUGAAGUGGUUCAGAAGUUGAAGUUCGGAAUCUAUGACAUCGACAACAAAACUAUCGAGCUGAGCGACGAUGACUUCUUGGGAGAAUGUGAAGUCACUCUUGGACAAAUUGUUUCCAGUAAGAAGCUAACUCGACCACUGGUGCUCAAAAAUGGGAGACCUGCAGGGAAAGGGAGUAUUACGAUUUUAGCAGAAGAAAUAAAAGAUAACAGAGUGGUAUUGUUUGAAAUGGAAGCCAGAAAACUGGAUAAUAAGGAUCUGUUUGGGAAGUCAGAUCCAUACUUGGAAUUUCACAAGCAGACAUCAGAUGGCCACUGGCUGAUGGUUCACCGAACAGAGGUUAUAAAAAACAACCUGAAUCCCAUAUGGAAGCCUUUUAAAAUCUCUCUGAACUCUCUAUGCUAUGGAGAUAUGGACAAAACCAUUAAGGUGGAGUGUUAUGAUUAUGACAAUGAUGGAUCACAUGAUCUCAUUGGAACAUUUCAGACCACCAUGACAAAACUCAAAGAAGCCGCCAGAAACUCACCUGUUGAAUAUGAAUGCAUAAAUGAAAAAAAGAGACAGAAGAAAAAAAGCUACAAGAAUUCAGGUGUUAUCAGUGUGAAGCAUUGUGAGAUUACUGUAGAAUGCACAUUUCUUGACUACAUCAUGGGAGGGUGCCAGCUGAAUUUUACUGUGGGAGUGGACUUCACCGGUUCCAAUGGUGACCCCAGUUCUCCAGACUCCCUGCAUUACAUCAGCUCUAAUGGUGUUAAUGAGUAUCUGACUGCCAUCUGGUCUGUGGGAUUGGUAAUUCAAGAUUAUGAUGCUGAUAAAAUGUUUCCAGCUUUUGGUUUUGGAGCUCAGGUGCCCCCUCAGUGGCAAGUGUCUCAUGAAUUUCCAAUGAACUUUAACCCCUCGAACCCCUAUUGUAAUGGAAUUCAAGGCAUUAUAGAGGCUUAUCGGACCUGUCUUCCUCAGAUAAGACUCUAUGGACCAACUAAUUUUUCUCCAAUUAUAAAUCACGUGGCCAGGUUUGCAGCUGCAGCUACACAACAGCAGACAGCUUCUCAAUACUUCGUGCUCUUGAUCAUCACGGAUGGCGUGAUCACAGACCUUGAUGAAACCAGACAGGCAAUCGUCAAUGCAGCCAAGUUGCCCAUGUCUGUCAUCAUUGUGGGAGUUGGGGGAGCUGACUUCAGUGCCAUGGAGUUCCUAGAUGCUGAUGGUGGAAGUCUCCGUGCCCCGUCAGGCGAGGUGGCCAUAAGAGAUAUUGUUCAGUUUGUGCCUUUCAGACAGUUCCAGAAUGCUCCAAAAGAAGCACUUGCUCAGUGUGUCUUGGCAGAGGUUCCCCAGCAGGUGGUGGGCUACUUCAACACGUACAAACUCCUUCCUCCCAAAAACCCAGCUGGGAAGUAGAAGGAGCCAGGACAGCUACAGGAUUUCAAACGCUGUGUGGAGCAAUGCCAUCCCUUAAACAGAAUGAUGGAUCUGCCGGCUGUGCUUUUUACCCCCGGGGUAUCUGGUGUAAACCCAGCUUCUUGUAUAUAUUCUAUCUGUUAAAGCAUACAUUUAAUACUUUUUGAAGAGGACAAUAACAAGUCUAUUUCUGCUCAGUGAAUUCAGUGAUUGUUAGUGAUUUAUAGAAAUUACAAGAGUGCUGUUUGGAAUUGACUUUAAUGUCGGAAAAUGAGGCUUGUUGGUCUGUUGUCUACUUUCUAUAAUGAAAUGCUAUUUUUAAAUGUUACCCAUGGAGUGAGUGAGGAAUUACUGGAUGAAGUGGAAUACAGGUUGCUAUACUGUUUAUAGUAAAUACUUUGCCAGCCAGUGUCUAUACUGUGACUGAGAGAGCUCCUUAAGUCAGGUACUGCGUUUAUACCUAUGACUAUAUUCUGUCCCUUCCUAUGCUGCAGUGCUACAGUGUAUAAAACUGUUUUCACAUGGUUGCUUAUGAAAACCAGUGGGCUUACAUUUUAAAAUGUGGAGAGCUCCUUGUAGACAAGACAUUUUUAUUUGCCUUUUGAAAUCUUUUCACUGUGAACUCUUGCACAUAGUAUGGCCUUUGCUUUACUGAGUAAAGAAGACACUCAAACUUCUGUGAGCAUCAAAUGAUAAGGCACCCCAGAGGCCAUGUGAUUAGGUCAGCAUAUGUGACUAAGUGAGUAGGAUUGCUUCAUUCACUAAAGCUUUGAGGACCAAACAUUUAAGGUGAAACUUCAAACACAGUUGCAGGCCAGGCAUUGUGGCACAUCAUCCCAGCACUUGGGAGGUAGAGGGAAGACAGCCAGCACAAACCAACCUGCCUACAUGGUUAAUUCCAGGUAGCUAACUACCUGGUGAGAAUGUGUUUCAGAAUAACAAAAAAAAAAAAAAAGUAAUUGAGAAAUAUAUUUCUUCUAACUAAUGGUAUAAUUGCAAAAGGUCAUUUGUAUUUUUUUCUUGCUAAGGUCCUAUGUAUUGAUUUGUAUAGAUUUAUUUAGAUAUUUUUACCUAAAAAUAGUAUUAUUAUUUUCGUUAAACUUUAGUUCUAGUUAUUUAUUAAUCAAAAUUCCAUUUUUCAUUUCAAUAAUGUACUAUUUCCUAAGACCAGAAUUCUGUUAAGCAUAAAACCUUUUAUAAGAUUUAAAAAAGAAAAGAACAAAAUAUACAAAUUCUGUUCUAGCUGCUACAUUUACAUAGAGUGGACUUAGUAUUCUUGUUUUGAAGAGUUGAAUGAUUUUCACUUCACCCUGUAGAACAUACUGUUAAGUGAGCACACAUUUUUGGAAUUGAUUCUGUAACAUUUGCCUGAGGAUCUGGAUGCCAAAUACUUUGCCAGUCUGUGCAGUGGCCAAUUAUCACUUAACAAUUUAACAAAAUUAUGUAUUUACCACAUAUCCUUAAGUGGAUGUCCACAGCACCAGCCAGCAUUUCUGUCAGUGUUACUGAGUCCUGCCACCACUGCCUGUGUCUUUCUUUUCUUCAGUCUUCUCAGAAACAACUUACUGCUGAGGUCUGGCUCAGGGAAGAUCCUUUUGUCUUGUUUGUCUAGCCCAGUGAGCAGUUGCCUCUUUCCUACAUGGGUAAUUGGCAUCUGGAUAUGUGCUGUUAACAUGAAACAAUGCACCUCUAUAUAAUAGGGUUUCUUAAAAUUUAUUUUCAUUUUCAGUCCUUUCAUUCAAGAAAUUUUUAUGUAACCCCAAUUUUAUAGGUAUACAAACCUAUAUUUAAGAUAGGCAUACAAAUCAAACAUUGCAAGUAAACCAAAAGGAAUUUAUUUUAGAUGCCUGGAGAGGUGGCUCCAGGUUAAUAGUACAUAUUACUCUUGCAGAGAACCUGUUGGUUUCCAGCACAUACAUCAGGCAGCUCUACUUGGUUGUAACUCCAGCUUCAGGGCAUCUGAUAGUCUCAUCUGCCCUCCACAAGGACCUGCUUGUGUGUAUGUGUGCAUACACACACACACACAGAGUUAUUUAACAAUUUUUUUUUAGAUUUAAAGUUUUACCAUUUAUUAAAGGUGAAAGCAUAUUUGCCUACUAGUGAGGUUUAUAUGCUUCUGUGCUUUUACAUAAGAACUCGGUCUCAGCUGACUAUUUUGUAUUGCAGAACACAGACAAUCUUAAAUGUACUUGAGUGUUGGUUGAUAUUUUGAUUUUUUUAUUGACAAUACUUAGAACCUUUUUUCACAUAAAUACAUAGUACAAAAUGCCAUCAAUGUUGAGAGGUGUUUCAGAAGUUGGAAAUUCUGUCCUUAUCCUAAGCCAAAACACAGUUAAAGUUUUUUUUUUUAAUGAAGCUUAUGCUGACAAUUUUUAAAAUCAAACUUUCUAGCAUAAGACAAUCUAGAGAUAUAUGGAUUUGAUAUUGACUUGAUUAAGAAUGACAGGAAAAUAUUGAAGUCUUUGUUUUCUGUAGCUAAUCGUUUAUGCUAAAGCUUAAAUGUAUGGUAAAGCUUAAAUGUAUGGUAAAGCUUAAAUGUAUGGUAAAGUCACUUUAAAUCCCAGCGCAUAAAGUAACCUGUAUUCAGGCAGUGUUUAUUUUUGCUGCGUGACAUGGCAGCUGUGUAGUGCAAAUGCUCCUGCUGACUCUGACAACCAAGGCUGCAGGGAAAUUGAAUGAUACGACAUGGGCAAGCUCUGCCCGAAACACCUCAGAGUCACUACACAUUUGGUUUUGAAUUAACUUUUCCCCAUUGCUCAUUAGAAAUCUUUACUGUUGUCUGGUUUUUCCAGUCAGUUACAUGACUCUCCAUGGGGCCAUGACCCACAGUUCAAGAAUGUGGGACCUAUGUCAGUAGUAACAAUUCAGUUAUCAAUAGAGGUGACGAAAUCUGAUUUUUUUUUCCUUUUUUUUUUUUUUUCUCAUCUGAAACCAUCAUUAUUCCAUGGUCUCAGUUUCAGGUCUCUGUGCUUGGGAACAUGUCACAGUGGCUUUUAGGACUUUCUUUUGCAUAUGAAGGGAACAGCACAGAAAAAUGCCUCAUAGAUUCUCUGUAUGUUAAGUGGUAGGAGAGGGACUUUUUGGCUCUGAAGCAAGGCUCACUAGGCUUGCUCAGCCCCAGAGGGUACUCAGAACUGCAGGCCCUUCAUCUGGCAGCCACCUUGUUUCUGCCGUGUGGUCUUUAACAGUUUUAUAAUCUGGUUUACCAACAUUUUUUUCUUUUUAAAAUAAUUUUUCCUUUAAGUGGCUCGUCUUGAUCAGGUUUUAUAGAUUUAUUAUUCACAGGAGCUGUGAUUCUGGCAAAUUAAGGUAAUCUAUAGCUUUCUGCAGUUUAAAAUAAAAGCAUUUCCAACUACUAGAUUAUCAUUUUAUAAAUUUUUUAGUUUCAGCAUGUACCUUCAUUCCAGACUAUUUUAUAGUGGUUUGUACUCAAAUACGUAUUUUUCCUUUUGUGCCACUAUUUGAACAAAUGCUCUUCACUCUUAAAGAACAUCUAAAAUAAAAAUCACCAAACUGACCUUUAUUUCCUACUUAUGUACAUGGACAUUCUGUGCAUAGACACACAGUUUCUCACAUGUUUAUAUUCAGAAAUUGUAUUUGUACUGGCCUAGUCACCUCCUUUUCUGUUUAAGAUUGAUUUGUUUAAGACCAUUAACAUUUUAAAUCUUCUGAGGGAUUUACACGUGUUGACUUUAGAUAGUGCUCUGUGAGCUUUUCCAGAGUAGACCCAGGGCCUUACUGAUCUUGUGCUGAGUUUUACAUACUUUGCCCUUUUCAUGUCAUACAUUUCCUACAAAGCCAUCUUCCAGAAUGCUUGCUCUCUAGGCUAGUUUUCAUGAAGUUGAUGUAAGGUAAGUUAGCAGCUGGGUGAAAAUUAUGAGCAGUUGUGUUGUGGCAGACGGCACAGUGUGUGCAUAAUUUACUAAAUACAUAAGUUUAUAUUAAAUACAUUUUCCGUGUGAGUUCCCUUUAAAUAAAGUUACUCUAGAUGUAA
Messenger RNA from Grammomys surdaster, 5709 nucleotides. It is a transcript of the gene Cpne3, whose product is annotated as copine 3. Gene Ontology annotation, cellular component: plasma membrane. Bases 114 to 1715 code for a protein of 533 amino acids. The transcript has 16 exons. Lineage: Eukaryota; Metazoa; Chordata; Mammalia; Rodentia; Muridae. Gene Ontology annotation, molecular function: receptor tyrosine kinase binding; calcium-dependent phospholipid binding. The record is from RefSeq and is a predicted model, not a curated record. Gene Ontology annotation, biological process: cellular response to calcium ion; ERBB2 signaling pathway.